AUAUCAAGUCUGCUCAAAGGAAAUGGAGGAACAGAACGCUGGACCUGGGAUUGAAGAUUUCUACAGGAUUAUGGGAUUAUACAUUGAAGAGCCAGCAGGCGGAAUGCCUGAGUGACUGAAGAAAAUGGGUGCUAAUGCAUCUAACUACCCUCACUCGUGUUCCCCAAGGGUAGGGGGAAAUUCACAGGCACAACAGACAUUCAUAGGGACAUCAUCCUACUCUCAUCAAGGUUUUGGCUGUGAAUCAAAGCUGUAUAGCCUUGACCAUGGCCAUGAGAAACCUCAAGACAAGAAAAAGAAAACCUCUGGCCUUGCCACCCUCAAAAAGAAAUUCAUUAAGCGUCGGAAAUCGAGCCGAUCUGCUGACCAUGCCAAGCAGAUGCGUGAGCUCCUCUCAGGCUGGGAUGUCAGAGAUGUUAAUGCAUUAGUGGAAGAAUACGAAGGAACAUCAGCCUUAAAGGAACUUUAUCUACAAGCUAAUUUGGCAAGACCAGAAGCCAGGACGCUACAAAAAGACAUGGCUGAACUUUAUCAAUACAAAUACUGUACUGAUGUAGACUUAAUAUUUCAAGAAACUUGUUUUCCUGUGCAUCGUGCGAUAUUGGCAGCAAGAUGUCCAUUUUUUAAGACACUGCUUUCUUCCUCACCAGAGUAUGGGGCAGAAAUAAUAAUGGAUAUUAACACAGCUGGCAUAGAUAUGCCUAUGUUUUCUGCUUUGUUACACUACCUUUAUACGGGCGAGUUUGGAAUGGAGGAUUCGAGAUUCCAGAAUGUCGAUAUUCUCGUGCAGCUCAGUGAAGAAUUUGGAACACCAAAUUCCUUAGAUGUUGACAUGCGCGCACUGUUUGAUUAUAUGUGCUACUACGAUGUGGUUCUUAGCUUUUCAUCCAACUCUGACCUAGUUGAAACUUUUGGUGGAAAUCAGAACUGCCUAGAUGAAGAGCUCAGAGCUCACAAAGCGAUUAUUUCGUCCCGGUCUCCCUUUUUCCGUCACUUGCUGCAGAGGAGGAUACGAACUGGUGAAGAAAUCACAGACCGAACUCUACGGACUCCAACUAGAAUUAUAUUGGAUGAAUCUAUCAUACCAAAAAAAUAUGCUAAGGUCAUUUUGAACUGUAUGUAUACAGAUGUGGUGGACCUCUCCGUUUUGCACUCCAGUCCUUCAGUGGGCAGUUUAAGUGAAGUUCAGGCUCUUGUAGCAGGAAAACUGAAUAUGACUAGGGCUGAAGAAGCUAUGGAGCUUUAUCACAUAGCACUGUUCUUGGAGUUUAACAUGCUUGCACAAGGCUGUGAAGAUAUUAUUGCUGAGAGCAUCUCUCUGGACACCUUGAUUGCCAUUCUGAAGUGGAGCUCUCAGCCGUACGGUUCCAAGUGGGUGCAUCGCCAAGCCCUGCAUUUCCUCUGUGAGGAGUUCACCCAGGUCAUGACUUCAGAGGUCUUCUACGAGCUCAGCAAGGACCACCUGCUCACAGCUAUUCAGUCUGACUAUUUACAGGCAAGUGAACAAGAUAUUCUUAAAUAUCUGAUUAAAUGGGGAGAACACCAGUUGAUGAAGAGGAUAGCAGAUCGAGAGCCUAAUUUACUCAGUGGUACUGCUCACAGUGUGAAUAAAAGAGGUGUGAAGAGGAGAGAUCUUGAUAUUGAAGAGCUGAGGGAGAUCCUGUCUCCACUUUUACCUUUUGUCCGCAUUGAGCACAUCUUACCCAUGAAUAGUGAAGUACUGAGUGAUGCAAUGAAGAGAGGCCUGAUUAGUACUCCUCCUUCAGACAUGCUACCAACAUCAGAAGGUGGAAAGUCAAAUGCCUGGCUGCGGCAAAAAAAUGCUGGGAUAUAUGUGCGGCCAAGACUGUUCUCACCGUAUGUGGAGGAGGCUAAGAUCUUGAUGAAAUUCCACCGGAAACAAAGCAGCGUUCUGAGGGAAACCUCCCUGGUUUCCAGCCAGUUUGCCGGCCCAGCUCCUCGGCAGCCCUCCUGGCAGGCGGAUGGCAAGUCGGUGCUGGAUGAGAUGAUGGUGGAGCAGACGGACCUCGUUCGCCUGCGCAUGGUGCGCAUGUCCAACGUGCCCGACACGCUCUACAUGGUGAACAACGCCGUGCCCCAGUGCUGCCACGUCAUCACCCACCAGCAGGUCAGCACCAACCAGACCAGCCCUCCCUCAGUCAUAGCCAACGAGAUCCCAGUUCCCAGUCUCCUGGUUGUGAAAGAGAUGAUCAGGAGGCUGCAGGAGCUGCGCCACACGGAGCAGGUGCAGAGAGCCUACGCUCUGAACUGCGGGGAAGGCGCCACCGUCAGCUACGAGAUCCAGAUCCGUGUGCUGCGCGAAUUCGGCCUUUCUGACGCUGCUGCUGAGCUCCUGCAGAACCCUCACAAAUUCUUUCCUGAUGAGCGAUUUGGGGAUGAAAGCCCACUGCUGACAGUGAGACAGUCUGGACGAUGUCGCGUCAACAGCACUCCCACUGCAGAAACCAUGUUUACAGAACUGGACUCUUUCGUGGCCUUCCAUCCACCACUGCCCCCUCCUCCACCUCCAUACCACCCACCAGCAACUCCUCUUCACAACCAGUUCAAAGUGGGCUGGAAACAAAGGGUGCCAAGUCAACAUCCGUCCCGCUCCUUCUCCUACCCGUGUAACCACUCUCUGUUCCACUCGCGGGGCGCCCCCAAGGCCGCGCCGCCCGUUUACCUGCCCGGCGCCAAGGCGGCGCCGCCCGACUGCACCAGCACCGCCGCGCUGGGCCGCCAGACCGUGGCGGCGGCAGUGAUGGCAGCUGAGAAACAAGCUUGUACUCAGCCCUUGCUAAAUGAACUGAUGCCAGACAUCGCAAUGGGUGUGUCAGCAAUGUCUUUGAAGGACAGAAGAUUACCAGAGCUCACAGUGGACACGGAGCUGAGCCAGGCAGUUACAGAGGUAGGGCCUGGCCCACCCCAGCACAUUUCAUGUAUUCAGAACAGACACAUACCUACUUCUCGGAAAAAACAUGCAAUAGAGCAAAAAAUAGAUGCUCGAGAAAAUCCACAGGAGUAUCCUGACUUCUAUGACUUCUCUAAUGCUGCAUGCAGACCCUCUACUCCAGCACCCAACAGGCACAGUCCUUCGCCUUCACAAGGCAUUUACUUUGGCCCAGAUUUGUACAGCCACAAUAAGGCAUCACCAAGUGGCUUAAAGUCAGCCUAUCUACCUUCCCAGAUAUCUCCUAAAAAGCAAGAGGAUUCUAGGAGGGAAUACCUGCUCUCACAAGAUGGGCAUCAACACAGGCAAAAGAAUGAGCCAAUACACCUCGAUGUCUUAGAGCAACCUCCCCAGCGACUGGACUUGGCACUGGCUACCCAGGAGACUGCUGGGAAUGGCCCUGUUCACGUCAGGGGAAGGGCAAAAAUGGAAACAGAUUUAACCUAUGGGCUAACCUCCAACAGACCUUCGCUCUCUGCGUACAGCUCUGACGUGCCCGAAGAGAGACCCGGCAGGAGACUGGCAGAUGAUGAGCCAUUGGAACAUGGAGCACAGAGAAAUGCAGAUUUGGAAAGGGAAGAUGGAGUAAGCAGAGGAAGGAGGUCUCCAAACAAACCAGACUUCCUGUACAAAAAAUCUGCCCUAUGAAAGCAACCUCCACUAUUUCUCUGUGCCUAAGAGUUGUAAACAUCCCAUUCCUUGCAACUUUUGGCUUGACUUCUGUCAGAAAUUCUUUCAUGCCAGCAGAAAAAUUCAGCUUUGCUCACUUCUUUUGUACAUACAUUGCUUUAUUAGAGACAGCAUGUUAUCAGUUUGGUUUUAAUGCUGCUUUUGGGUUUAUUUUGUUGCAGUUUUUUUUUUUGAGCAGAUUUAAUUAAGCCUUUCAAA
Molecule: messenger RNA, 3838 nt
Organism: Ficedula albicollis (Collared flycatcher)
Lineage: Eukaryota; Metazoa; Chordata; Aves; Passeriformes; Muscicapidae
Gene: BTBD7
Product: BTB domain containing 7
Exons: 12
Coding region: 125-3598 (1157 amino acids)
Biological process (GO): morphogenesis of a branching epithelium
Molecular function (GO): protein binding
Source: RefSeq, a predicted model, not a curated record